Trifolium pratense (red clover) is the source of this 4435-nucleotide messenger RNA. Its product is annotated as probable alpha,alpha-trehalose-phosphate synthase [UDP-forming] 9. The transcript is spliced from 4 exons. The record is from RefSeq and is a predicted model, not a curated record. Gene Ontology annotation, biological process: trehalose biosynthetic process. Gene Ontology annotation, molecular function: catalytic activity. Bases 1473 to 4052 code for a protein of 859 amino acids. Gene Ontology annotation, cellular component: cytosol. Lineage: Eukaryota; Viridiplantae; Streptophyta; Magnoliopsida; Fabales; Fabaceae.
UAAUAAAACCAAAAAUCGUUGCAGUUGCCGUUCUUAUUUUGUUCUUUCAUUCUCCGUAACUCAAAUCUCUCUCUCUCUCUCUCUCUCUCUCUCUCUCUCUCUCUCUCUCUCAUCACUUCGCGUUUCUCCACUUCACCUCACCGGAAUCUCGCCGUUACCGUCGCCGAUAAGUUCAAACUCAGAGCUAUUCACUUUCUCUUUCAAGUUGUCAAGAUAAUUGGAAGUGGAAAAGUUUGAUUUCGCUUUCCUUUAGAUAGGUUUUGUUGGAGUUGAAGGGAUUAUAAGCUUUCUUACGAUAAGAAAGUGAGGGUGUUCGAGUAGGGUAUAAUUCAUCAAUGUACUUGGAUUGAAAUUUUUUGGACCAUUAUGUGUUUUUUGGAUGUGGUGAUUAUCAUAUUUGUUUGUAUUGAAUAAAGGGUUUAUUUUUCAUGGUUUUAUACGUAUUAUCUUAAAUUUUGAAAGUGAUGGCACCUGAAGUUGGAUUUUAAAUUUUUUUCUUAAAUCCUUCUUGCUGGGAAUAAUAGAAUUAUACAUGCUUUGCUGUUUGACAACUGUAAUGUGCUGGGAGCAGAAUCUGUUUGUAAUUUUGUUUUUGCUCAACAACCUAUAGAUAUGCGGAAAUGGCAUUAUGCCAUUUAUCUAAUCAUGUUCAAAGUGAAUCAAUAUUUUUGUGGGUGUUUGUUGGUUCAUGUUUUGGGAUAAACAAUUAGAUUGAAGUAGAAUGUCGUGAACACAAUUAGAAUGUCUUCUCUUUGUUGUAAGAUGGUAAAAAAUUUAAAUGUCUUCUCUUUGUGAAUUUUAAUUUUUUGUUUUCUGGCAUAGUGUCAAUAUUAAAGAGGUCUCCUUUUACAUGAUAUUCAUUUGGUACUGUGUUUUAUUCUUAUAAAAAUGGUAGAAAGUGAGGAUUUGGCUUCAUCUAUUGGAAAUAAUUAUAACAUCAUAUAUAACUGUCGUUAGAGGUUCACUUUUUGGUUUUCUUUUUUGCUCUCAUUUCAUUUUGGCCGAUUCACAAGUAAAGUUACUUUCCUCAAUUUUUGGAGCCUAUACAGAAAUAAAUGCUUCUACAACAAUUUUGUUGGCAGCAAUGAUAGUGAACACAGUUAAUGUUAUAGUAUUCCUGGUUGACCUAUUGUUACAUAUACAUACGUUGCCUUUUCAUCUACCUACCUUCAACUCCUGGUGCUAUUUGUUUUAGCAGUCCUCGAUAUGGACUGCUUAAAUUAUUAAACUUGCACUAAUAGCAUUUGGUUAAGUAGUUUGAUCAACCAAUAAUGUAAGAACAGAGCUAUUGAAUGUGCCUGAAAUGAAUUAUUAUGAGAUUAUUUAUGGGAUGCAGUAUCGAUCAAAUUUUUACAUGUAGUCCCAUGAUAUAUUAUUAUUCAUAGGAUGUUUGCUGUAAAUGUUGUGUUUUAUUUAUUCAUUUGUAUGAAUUUGUAGAAAGAAUAUAUUGAAGAAAGGUCCCUUGACAAGUAAUGGCAUCAAGAUCCUAUGCUAAUCUCUUAGACUUAGCUGGUGGAGGAGACUUCCUUGAUAAUAUUCCUCACACCCCAAGAACUCUUCCAAGGGUUAUGACUGUUCCUGGAAUUAUUUCCGACCUGGAUGGUGAUUCAGAUGUUAGUUCUUCUGGAUGUCGGGAGCGGAAAAUCAUCGUGGCAAACAUGUUGCCACUGCAGGCUAAAAGAGAUAUAGAAACUGGUAACUGGUGUUUCAGUUGGGACGAGGAUUCAAUUCUAUUACAAUUAAAAGAUGGUUUUUCUUCUGAUACUGAGGUAAUCUAUGUGGGUUCCCUCAAGGCGGAUAUAGAUAUGGGUGAGCAGGAUGCAGUUGCUCAGAAAUUACUGGAUGACUUUAAUUGUGUGCCCACCUUUCUACCCCAUGAGCUGCAGAAAAAGUUCUAUCUUGGUUUUUGUAAGCAGCAGCUCUGGCCUCUCUUUCAUUAUAUGCUACCUAUAUGCUCAGAUCACGGUGAUCGCUUUGACCGCACGCUUUGGCAGGCUUAUGUUUCUGCAAACAAAAUAUUUGCAGACAAAGUCAUGGAAGUGAUCAAUCCUGAUGAUGAUUUUGUUUGGGUUCAUGACUACCAUUUGAUGGUUUUGCCUACUUUCUUGAGGAAACGAUUUAAUCGAGUUAAACUUGGGUUUUUUCUUCAUAGUCCUUUCCCGUCGUCUGAAAUUUACCGGACUUUGCCAGUAAGGGAUGAAAUCCUGAAGGGAUUGUUGAAUUCGGAUUUAAUUGGUUUUCAUACAUUUGAUUACGCUCGCCACUUUCUUUCUUGCUGCAGUAGAAUGCUAGGUCUGGACUAUGAAUCUAAGCGCGGACAUAUAGGACUUGAUUACUUCGGCCGCACUAUAUUUAUCAAAAUUUUGCCUGUAGGCAUUCACAUGGGUAGGCUUGACUCUGUACUAAAUCUUCCUUCUACAUCCUCUAAACUAAAAGAGAUUCAGGAAGAGUUUAAGGAUAAAAAAGUUAUUCUGGGUGUUGACGACAUGGAUAUUUUUAAGGGUAUCAAUCUGAAGUUUCUCGCUGUGGAGCAGCUGCUGCAGCAGAAGCCAGAUUUGCAGGGUCAAGUUGUCCUAAUUCAAGUUGUAAAUCCUGCAAGGGGUUCAGGGAAGGAUGUUCAGGAAGCAAAGAAGGAAGCAUAUUCAAUUGCUCAAAGGAUCAAUGAUAGAUAUGGUUCAAAUGAUUAUCAGCCAGUCAUUAUAAUUGACCGCCACGUUCCUCGUUUUGAGAAGAGUGCCUAUUAUGCUGUUGCCGAGUGUUGCAUUGUCAAUGCUGUAAGGGAUGGAAUGAACUUGGUCCCAUACAAAUAUAUUGUCUGCAGGCAGGGAACUCCAAAACUGGACGAAGCUGUGGGCAGAAGAAGUGAUUGUCCUCGGACAAGCAUGCUUGUUGUGUCUGAGUUCAUUGGUUGUUCACCUUCUCUGAGUGGGGCCAUCAGGGUCAAUCCUUGGGAUAUAGAAGCAGUCGCUGAUGCUCUGCAUUUGGCCCUCACUAUUGUGGAACCAGAGAAGGAGUUGCGUCAUGAGAAACACUAUAGAUAUGUUAGUUCUCAUGACGUGGCAUAUUGGGCACGCAGUUUUAUGCAGGAUUUGGAGAGAGCAUGCAAAGAUCAUUAUACAAAAAGGUGCUGGGGAAUUGGUUUGGGGUUGGGGUUUAGAGUUAUUUCUCUUUCUCACGGUUUUAGGAAGUUAUCCAUUGACCAUAUUGUAUCAGCAUACAAAAGAACCACUAGAAGGGCUAUCUUUCUUGAUUAUGAUGGCACUAUUGUAUCACAAACUUCUAUUAAUAAAACCCCCAGCCCUGAAGUCAUAUCUGUGCUUAAUGCUCUGUGUAAUGAUACCAAGAAUAUUGUGUUCAUUGUUAGUGGAAGGGCAAGAGAUUCUCUGAGUGAAUGGUUCACUUCAUGCAAACUGCUUGGACUUGCAGCUGAACAUGGGUACUUCCUAAGGUGGAAUAGCGACUCUGAAUGGGAAACCAGUCAUUUCUCUGCGGACCUUGAUUGGAAACAGAUAGUGGUACCCGUCAUGCAGUCGUAUACAGAAGCAACGGAUGGAUCUAACAUCGAAAUUAAGGAAAGUGCAUUGGUGUGGCAUCAUCAAGAUGCAGACCCGGAUUUUGGUUCCUGCCAAGCCAAGGAAUUGUUGGAUCACUUGGAAAGUGUUCUUGCUAAUGAACCAGCACUUGUUAAGAGAGGUCAGCAUAUUGUUGAAGUUAAGCCACAGGGAGUAACCAAAGGUUUGGUAGCUGAAAAGGUUCUGUUGAAUAUGGUUAGUGGCGGCAAUCCACCGGAUUUCGUGAUGUGCAUCGGAGAUGAUAGGUCUGAUGAAGACAUGUUUGAAAGCAUUUUGAGUACAGUCUCGUGCCCAUCGUUACCAGCAGCUCCGGAUAUUUUUGCCUGCACCGUAGGAAGGAAGCCUAGCAAGGCCAAGUAUUUCCUCGAUGAUCCUUCUGAUGUUGUAAGGAUGCUUCAAGGUCUUGCUGCCUCAUCAAAUCCAACAAAGCCCAGGCAUCUUGCCCAAUUCCAGGUUUCUUUUGAGAGCACAGUUUCUUAGACAGGGCGAGACAUCAUUAUUGGUUCAUUAUGUAAGGAUUCUAAUCCAGUGAAUCAGAAUUUUUUUAGCAUCAAUCUUAACAUGACAAUGACAAAUAGUGCAACUUUGCUGUUGUGGAACCUGAUUCUUUUCUUGCUCCUGAACCGGUUUGCAUGGCAUCUGGAAAGUUGCGGUGUGGUUCAUGGACGGUCUGACAGUUUUUCUCUUGUAAAUGGUAACAUCAAUUGUUAUACUAGCUAGUGCCGCAUUGAGCAUUAGUUGCGCUUUAAAUUUAUUGACCAGAUCGUUGCUCGUACUGAAAGAGGAGCACCAAAACUUCAAACGUGUAUAGUCAUGGUAUUUUGUCACAAUACAUAAUUCUAUUCUGGUUUGAGAUCUCUUCA